AUUUUAAAAGGUAGAAUUUAUUAUUUUACUCUUUUAAAAAGCAUAAAACCCUGUGCUUCCCAAUAUCAAAAUAGGAUGUAGACUAUUUUAAGCUUCUCUAAUAGUGUAACCAAUCCCCCAAAAGCAGAUAUACUUUAUAAAUGACAUUUUAUAUAUAUUAUAUUUCUAAUUACCUGAGCGGAGAAUGUUAGAACAGGUGCAUACCACUAACUAUUAUCAUCUUGCUUAGAUUUAGUAAUUGAAUAUAAAGCCCACAAGUAUUUUUGACAUCCUAUUUGCUUUGAGUUAUUAUUAGAUUUACAGUCAACAUGGGUGUCAAUUUUAUUACAGGAAAUUUUGAAGACUUUAGGGAAGAUUUAUAAAGAGACAAUUCAGACCUACGUUUGACGUUUUCUCCAUACAAGUCUUGUCUUUAACAGAAUGAUCAGCUCUAUAGUUAACAAUAAUCUUGAUGAAAGGAGGGUCAGUCAGUAUGUAAAUUAUCUCUUCAAGCCAUGCCUUUUGCUCCUGCAGAAUCCAUCCUGACAUACAGCCCUCUGGCUCCUUGAAGCAGUGUCUCUUCAUGGUCCAUGCUGGUAAGGUCCCUUAGAGCACAAAGCCCCUGUCAGCAGACAACCAGCCUGCAGGAGGUCAAUAAAAGUGAUGCCUACAGAGAAGCAUGAAGUGGAAGACAUAUUACCAGUUACAUAAUGACUAAGUAGAGGAUGGGAGCAUGGAGGAAACACACUGAUACCAGUGAACCACCAUCAGAGGAGGAUUCCAAGAGGCAACAUGCCCUGGAGGUGUUCUGGAUGGAUGGCUGCUGGAAGCCCGUCACCAUAGCCAGCUAUUCAACACUUAUGCAUUUAUCUGGGCGUUAAGUAAUGAAAAUUUUGAAACCAUAUAUGAGGAAUACAUCCAUCUCGUGCUACUUGUGUUUCCUUCUAAACAGUCAUUUUUUAACUGAGGUUGGCAUUCAUGUCUUCAUUUGGGGCUGUGUCGGGGUAGGUCUCCCCAAGACAGAGGCCAACUGGGAAGAUGUGUUAGCUGAUCUAAAUAUUAUUAAAUCUGAUAUUCAAUCUAUUCAUAUUGAUGUUACUUUGUACACUGACAGUGACUUUCAUCCUGGUUGCAAAUUUACUGCAAUGAAGUGCUUUCUGCUGGAAUUACAGGUUAUUUUACAUGAGUACAGCCACACACGCCUCAAUGCAACAGUAAACAACAUGAUGCUCCUAAUAAAGAGCAAUCUGGCUUCCACCCAGAAUAUAACAGAAUCCGGCUGCAAGGAAUGUGAGGAACUGGAGGAGAAAAACAUCAGGGAAUUUGUGCAGAGCUUUAUCCAUAUUGUACAAAUGUUCAUCAACACUUCUUGAUGGCAGGUGGUCCUCAUCAGGGUCUCCAUUGUUACCACACCUCUGCCUGCUGUACAGAGGCAGCACAGCCCUGUGCAGUUGAGAUCUGCUGGGAAAACAAAGCUGCCUAGGCAGAAGCUAAUGAGCCACUUGGAUCAGAUGAACUCUGGGAGAUGAAGAGGUGGGGGAGAGCUCUUCUCAGGCCUGUUCUGCUUGCUUAUUUUUAAUUUAUUACUGCAGUUGUACAUAUUUGUAAUAUAACAGAAGAUGUUAAAUAAAGUUGUUCGUACGUUUUAUCAAUUGA
This is a messenger RNA of Peromyscus leucopus (white-footed mouse), 1635 nucleotides long. RefSeq names its product interleukin 15 (gene Il15). Gene Ontology annotation, biological process: positive regulation of cytokine production; positive regulation of tyrosine phosphorylation of STAT protein; immune response. Gene Ontology annotation, cellular component: extracellular region. Gene Ontology annotation, molecular function: cytokine receptor binding; cytokine activity. NCBI's taxonomy places the organism in Eukaryota, Metazoa, Chordata, Mammalia, Rodentia, Cricetidae. The transcript has 9 exons. The coding region runs from base 864 to 1352 and encodes 162 amino acids. The record is from RefSeq and is a predicted model, not a curated record.